Molecule: messenger RNA, 1290 nt
Organism: Zychaea mexicana
Lineage: Eukaryota; Fungi; Mucoromycota; Mucoromycetes; Mucorales; Lichtheimiaceae
Product: Elongator complex protein 5
Exons: 2
Coding region: 38-1192 (384 amino acids)
Biological process (GO): tRNA wobble uridine modification
Cellular component (GO): cytosol; nucleus; elongator holoenzyme complex
Molecular function (GO): tRNA binding
Source: RefSeq, a predicted model, not a curated record
UGCACACAACACUACUACUAUCACUACUACUACCGCAAUGGCGCUUUGCUUAAAUCAACUACUUUCAAACAAACGAUCCUCGCCAUUUGUAUUAAUUAACGACUCGAUCCAGUUUUCUGGCCUACCACUCCUUGCCGAAUUCGCUGCGUCGACGUUACGCGAGAAUCAUACACUGAUCGUCGUAUUGACAGAAACUUCACCCGAAGCAUGGACAACGCGUCUGCAACAGCAACAACAACAAUCAAGAGUCAGCGAUACAACGACACCACUGUCAAACAAUAGUAAAACCUACAUUAUUGAUGCCUACACUGAUCCACUGGGCUGGGAUGACAUUGAUCAAGAUCCAACAGCAACAGCACAAAAGGGUAGGGACUGCAACGCGCCUUUUGUGUUGGAACGUGUACAUGAUAUCCGUGAUAUGGAGCGAUCGAUCCUGAAACCAAUCAUUGAAAAGAUGCCAGUAGCAACCAGCAGCGGCGGCAACGAUACUGUUAAUGAAUGCACGAUCUUGAUUGACUCAAUCCAUCCUCUUUUGAUGGUUUCUCAACAACGGACGUAUCAGCUUGUGAAGGCGCUCGAAUCACUUACAACUGAUGCAAUUCGUCUUGUGGUCGGUCACCAUGCCGACACCGAACUACCACGGAAUAAAAACACCAUGAUGGUUCCAACCGUCGACGCACUCAACCGUCUAGCUUCAGUCAUCCUAUCGCUCGAACCAUUGCCUCAGCGCACCAUGUACGAUGCAGCACAAGAAGCAUUGACUGGAUUCACGGCACAAGAAUCCUUUACAUACAUGAGAACGACAUCCAAUUUGGUUGAAAAGGGAGGACUGGCUCGGAUCGAGUGGCGUAAAAAGAGCGGUAAAGUCCAAUACGAAACAAACGGAUUUUAUCUUGGCAGCAAGAACAACUUGAUCGUGGUCGAGGCAUCGCAAUUAUUGGGUGACGAGACGGCGGAAGUAUCCAUGGAUGUGGAAGAUUUGAAACCUCAACAGCAACAGCAAGUGGAUCCAAUGGCCAAUUUGCCGUUCAAUCUCUCGCUCACCGAUAAUCAACGCCGGGCAAAGGAUAAUGUCGAGUUACCGUUCAUGAAGGUUCAGGAACAACAACAACCAAGUGGUCAUAUUUAUUACGAGCCGGACGCUGGGGAUGAUUUUGACGACGAGGAUCCGGACGAUGAUUUGGAUAUCUAAUAUGGCUAUGUCACAAAAAAUAGAAGUUUUCUCUUUGUAAAUAAUGAAAGUGCAUACCUUAUGUAUAAAAGCGCCCGGGAAUCAGCUGAAGAUAAUCA